GCCUUGACAAUGCUUCCUCGUUCGGUCCCCCUGUUGCUGACACUGUUACAGCUUACAGUACUUACUUAUAUGAGUGCUGGGGCGUACUAUGGACACAAGCAACACCCUCAGCAAUACCAAGCAAUGCAGCACCUCCAACACAUGGGCAAAGAAGGCUUUCCCCAACAACAGUACCAUGGCAAAGAAGUACCCUAUAUGCAGUAUCCCCACUACAGGAAGGAGCUACCCCCAAUGCCUAUACACAAGGGCAAAGAAAACCCGCGUAAAGGGGGCGGCUAUAUUGGUGGCCAAGACAAAGGUCAGACAAUCCUAAGUGGGCCUGAGGGAAUUCCCCAAGGAGAGCAAGGCCCUGCUGGGCCACCAGGACCAGAGGGACCCACGGGACCUCCUGGACCUCCAGGGAUUGGACAGCCUGGACCUGCAGGCCAACCUGGAUCUCCUGGCCCACCCGGAGGGCCUGGAUUUGGAAAACCAGGUUUGCCAGGACUGCCAGGAAAGCCAGCAGAAAAAGGGGAUGCUGGGCCUCAAGGAGCAAUGGGCCCUGUGGGGGAAGAAGGGCCAGUCGGCCAGACAGGGCCUCAGGGUCCCCCAGGACCACCUGGGCUGCCAGGAAUAGGUAAACCAGGAGGACAGGGAUUACCAGGCCAACCAGGACCUAAAGGAGAUCCUGGUCACAAAGGUCUGCCAGGACUACCGGGACUACUUGGACCCAAAGGCAAUAAAGGAAUGGGACUACCUGGACAACCUGGUCACAAAGGGCUCCCAGGGUCUCCAGGACAGCCUGGCCCUCGCGGGCUAACUGGUUUUGGAAAGCCUGGCUUGAAUGGGGCACCAGGACCACAGGGACAUCCAGGAGAGAAAGGACAUCCUGGAGAGCUAGGACCAGCUGGGCCAUCUGGUGAAAGAGGACAGCCUGGCCCACCAGGUCUUCCUGGUCAAGGAAAGCCAGGUCAAAAUGGCCUGCUGGGACAACCGGGCAUGCCAGGAGGGAAAGGUCAUCCAGGAUCACCAGGUUUGCCGGGAAAGCCGGGACCUCCUGGAUUUGGUAAACCAGGACUCCCUGGAGCAAAGGGGGAUAAAGGCAUGGGUGGGUCACCUGGACUUCCUGGACCAAAAGGAGAUAAGGGCCACGAAGGACUACCCGGUAUGCUUGGACCCCCUGGAGCAAAUGGUCCACAAGGUCCUCCAGGCCCGAUGGGAAUUCCAGGAGGUUUAGGUGCAACUGGUCCAAAGGGAGACUGUGGAGAAAGAGGGCAAAACGGGUUAGAUGGAGCCCAGGGUGACCCUGGUGCCUCUGGGAUAUCUGGUAAAGAUGGUCUGCCUGGAGAGCAGGGAGAGCCAGGACCAAGAGGCCCACCAGGACCAAGUGGUGCAAAAGGAGACGGUGGACACAAGGGUCUCCCUGGUACCCCUGGUUCCCAAGGACUGCCUGGGCCAAAAGGAGAAGUUGGAUUACCUGGAAGUGUUGGUCCUCAAGGUCCUAAAGGAAUCCCAGGAAUGGAUGGAACAGCUGGAUCAAUUGGGUUGCCUGGGGUUCCUGGGCCAAAAGGAGAUAACGGUGUACCAGGUCAACCAGGCAUUGCAGGUGUGGGAAAUCCAGGGAUUCCUGGACCCAUAGGACCUCCAGGAAAAGAGGGCUCACCAGGGACCCCUGGAGAACCAGGUCAGCGUGGCCUUCCUGGACCACCAGGCCCACCUGGAGUGUCUGGUCUCUCUCCAGACCUGGUAGGAGUGCUUUCUGAGAUGGGCCCUGGGAUAGAUGGUGUUAAGGCCGGUGGCUAUAGUAAGAAGGGCAGGUAUGGAGGCGAUGGGGCCGAAGUAAUGGGUGCCACUGGUUUGGAAAUGCCAGCAUUCACAGCAAUAAUAACAACUCCCUUUCCACCUGUGGACACCCCUGUAAUCUUCGAUAAGCUCUUGUACAAUGGUCGCCAAAACUACAACCAAGAGACAGGAAUCUUCACCUGCGAGAUGCCUGGGAUUUAUUACUUUGCCUACCACAUCCAUUGCAAAGGAGGUAAUGUGUGGGUGGCUUUGAUGAGGAACAAUGAGCCAGUGAUGUAUACGUAUGAUGAGCACAAAAAGGGAUUCCUCGAUCAAGCAUCAGGGAGUGCGGUACUACCACUUAAACCUGGAGACACUGUGCAUGUUCAACUGCCCUCGGGUCAGGCUUCAGGACUUUAUGCUGGGCAGUAUGUGCACUCCUCCUUUUCAGGGUAUUUGUUAUAUCCAAUGUAAAGCCAUAAACCACAGGGGGAGAGGGAAGCUUCACUGAGAACAAAGUGGGAGCAUAUUUUUGUAUAAUACAAAACAUGAUCAGAAAUCCACUUUUUAAGACUCAGCCGUCUUUGUAAUGUAACGUCGACAAAAUAUUGAUGAUUGUCAGCUGUGAUGAGAGGUGAGGGAAAAUU
Messenger RNA from Pungitius pungitius (ninespine stickleback), 2408 nucleotides. Its product is annotated as collagen alpha-1(VIII) chain-like. The record is from RefSeq and is a predicted model, not a curated record. Gene Ontology annotation, molecular function: protein binding. NCBI's taxonomy places the organism in Eukaryota, Metazoa, Chordata, Actinopteri, Perciformes, Gasterosteidae. The transcript has 2 exons. Bases 10 to 2235 code for a protein of 741 amino acids.